Messenger RNA from Zophobas morio, 1861 nucleotides. RefSeq lists its product as uncharacterized. Lineage: Eukaryota; Metazoa; Arthropoda; Insecta; Coleoptera; Tenebrionidae. The transcript is spliced from 14 exons. The coding region runs from base 68 to 1861 and encodes 597 amino acids. The record is from RefSeq and is a predicted model, not a curated record.
UGAAGCUCGUAAAAAUAACAAUGAAAACACUGAAACUAUAAAAAAUUCUAUUGAUAAUGAAUGUCGAAUGCUAUUCACCAUUUUUUCUUCCUUUCUAAAGCGUGUUGUUGCUAAAGUCCUUAAAAAUAUUGAAAAAAGUUUGGCAGGUUGUUUGGAUAGCGCGGAUUGGCUGCUUGCCAGUUUUGACGUGAGCAAAGCUUAUCUCUCCCUCAGCAGCACCGGACACACGACCCUUGCUUUCUAUAUUUGGCGCCUUUGCUGCGCUUAUCUUCCCUCCUUUGGGCGCUGCUUUGAGCCAACGGGCUCUGGAAAGAUCAAUAGGGGUCCGGCGAGAGCACUCUGCAGGUGCAUGCUUCGCGCACUUUCCCUUGCAAGCCGCCACGCAUGCACCGGGGAACCACAUCUAGCAGCUUUGCACAAGUUUUCAGUGAAAGUUUUUUGCGAGCAUGUGGACCAUCCACAAUGUGCAUUUAUAGUUCGGCAUGUGCUCAAGUUCUUUCGUCAUAAUUUAUUGACUUGUUUGCAUCAAGUUACUAAGAGUGAAAAACUUCUUUUGGGUAUGCCUUCAGCCAACUACCAAGAAAAGCGCUUGAAAAAAAAAAUUAUGUGGAAACGUUUAGUAGAAUUGUUGAGCUCCGACGACUAUUUAAAAGUUAAAGUAAAGCAGGAGAAACUAGAGAAAACGAUGCCUGUCAUUAGUGCUCUAAUGGACGCAUUUGAUUUAGUGAACUCGGCUCAGCCCUUCACGGGCACAUGUUCGGACCGCCUAUUGGCUUACUCAAUUGCGCUUCAGUGUAUAUUACUGUCCUACCUGCACAUUAACUCCGUGUCCACUAAACCCGAAGCGGGUAUACUUCUGAAGAAAACGCGAUUACUAACGACCAAACUUGUUCCCUCCACUCUUCAGCGCCACAAGCAGUUGGCCGUUUCACUAUUUUUCUUUUACAAAAACCAGCACAUUGUUGUGCCUCUAGAUGAAGGCUCUUUCGAGAGCGGCGGCAACGUUAUUCAGAACAGACUCAUCCAUUAUCUGGAGCUCUGUAUUAUAUAUAUCCCUGAAUAUUUGUCUCGUAACCCGACGUACCUUUCCGUGGAAAAUGACGACAACUUGCAUUUUAUGGGGCUGUGCGUCGUUUUCGCGAAAACGCUAUACCACUCCCAAAAUUCUCCUUUCCUAAAAAAUAAAUACAGCUACAUGAUUAAGGAGUUACUCAAAAAGCUGACACCUUCCAACGCAGAUGUACUCGAAAACAUUGCAUCGGCGCGAUUUUGUAUGUACUUGCAGUUUGUUAAAGCAGCCAGCCAGUGCGUGACGCUCUCUGUAUACCGCCCCUAUUUCUUCCACGUUUUUUCUUUGGUGCUGUGGUUGGUUACUCUGGUUAAAAAAGGAACAUCAGUCACUAAUAGUAUGAAGCGUGUUAUUAAUUUGCUGGGCAAGUCGUUUAGAAAUUUGUUCUCUGUGGAGCCCCUCGCUGUAUUUGAUGCGGUAAUAGCUGGUUUGCUUCACGAAAUGCAGUGCAGUCUGUCUCGCUCGGACUAUCGCCGACUGGGCUCUACCUUCUAUGCUUUACAAGUGCUUUGUGCGUUUUUAAGUGGCCCCUUGCAAGCACUACAACGCUUUUCCUACGAACUUGGUUCAGAGGCGGAACAUGUGGAUAAUUUACCACUUAUAAAAGAAGCGCUGGAAACGCUUUUAGCUUUACUUUCUAUUGCAACUUCUGAACUUACAAUGCCUGUACCACAUAUAAAGACUACUUUAUUUUUCUUUCUGUUAAUGACUAUGUACAACGUGGUAGGAUGUUACCAUCGUUUUGCACAGUCUUUUGUAUAUCCCCUCUCCCGAACUGUGCAGGAAGCUUGA